This is a messenger RNA of Anisakis simplex (herring worm), 384 nucleotides long. The record is from the annotation of a GenBank genome assembly. Lineage: Eukaryota; Metazoa; Nematoda; Chromadorea; Rhabditida; Anisakidae.
AUGUCUGGUCGUGGUAAAGGAGGUAAAGCAAAAUCGUCUGCAAAGGCCAAAACUCGCUCGAGUAGGGCUGGCUUGCAAUUUCCGGUUGGUAGGAUUCAUCGACUUCUUCGGAAGGGUAAUUAUGCGGAGCGAGUUGGAGCUGGUGCUCCAGUCUAUCUGGCCGCAGUAUUGGAAUAUUUGGCAGCAGAAGUGCUAGAGUUGGCGGGGAAUGCAGCGCGUGAUAACAAGAAGAGUCGAAUCAAUCCACGACAUUUGCAAUUAGCUGUUCGCAACGAUGAAGAAUUGAACAAACUUCUCGCUGGAGUCACCAUUGCGCAAGGCGGCGUCUUACCGAAUAUUCAUGCCGUAUUGUUGCCGAAGAAGAUGGCUGGAGAUAAAGAUUGA